Triticum dicoccoides is the source of this 2266-nucleotide messenger RNA. RefSeq names its product S-type anion channel SLAH3-like. NCBI's taxonomy places the organism in Eukaryota, Viridiplantae, Streptophyta, Magnoliopsida, Poales, Poaceae. The transcript is spliced from 3 exons. Gene Ontology annotation, cellular component: membrane. Bases 13 to 1725 code for a protein of 570 amino acids. Gene Ontology annotation, biological process: transmembrane transport; intracellular monoatomic ion homeostasis. Gene Ontology annotation, molecular function: voltage-gated monoatomic anion channel activity. The record is from RefSeq and is a predicted model, not a curated record.
GAUGGCGACCCGAUGAUGGCGUCUCCGGGCCAGGACUCGCCGUUCGACGCGUCCGCGCUGCGCGUCGCGGCGCACCCGGUCUCCGUCAGCCUGCCGGCCUCUCCGUCCAGGUUCGACGUCGCCCGGACGGAGGCGGAGUUCCCGCCCAGGCACCCCGAGGCCAUCGUGCCGGACGCGUCGCGCAUGCUGUCGCUCCCGCCGCGGCCGACGCCGAUGGUGUCCGUCGUGUUCGAGCAUCUCGAGGAGGUGAUGUUCCGCUCGCAGCCGAUCCACGCGGCGGCCUCCGAGUUGCCCGACGCCCAGGACUCCCAGUCCCAGGUGCUGCACGACGACUCGAUGAGCCGCGGGAGCGGGGCGCGCAUGGGGAGGAGCAAGGCGCGCAGGGACACGAGCUACGACCCGUUCAAGACGUGGUCCGGGAAGCUGGAGAAGCAGCUCACCACCCACCUCCGCGUCGUCAGGCAGCCGCUGCAGCAGGAGGCGGAGCCCGAGGAAGACGAAGACGAAGACGCGGCGACGAGCGGCCGCCCCUACUCCACGCCCAGAGUCCACCGCUUCUUCGCCGCGCUGGAAGGCCCCGAACUCGACAAGCUCCGGUCGUCGGAGGAGCUGGUGUUGCCGUCGGACAAGAAUUGGCCGUUCCUCCUCCGGUUCCCGGUGUCCGCCUUCGGCAUGUGCCUGGGCAUGAGCAGCCAGGCCAUCCUGUGGAAGAACAUCGCCAUCUCGGCGUCCACGCGGUUCCUGCACAUCACGCUCCGGACAAACCUCGUGCUCUGGUGCGUUUCGGUGGCGCUCAUGUGCUUCGUGUCGGCGCUGUACGCGUGCAAGGUCAUCUUCUACUUCGAGGCGGUGCGGCGGGAGUACUACCACCCGAUCCGCGUCAACUUCUUCUUCGCGCCGUGGAUCGCCUGCCUCUUCCUGGCCAUCGGCGUGCCGGAGCUGGUGGCGGAGAGCCUGCCGCACUGGCUCUGGUACGUGCUCAUGGCGCCCAUCGUGUCCCUGGAGAUCAAGAUAUACGGGCAGUGGAUCUCCGGCGGGCAGAGGCGGCUGUCGAGGGUGGCGAACCCGUCGAACCACCUGUCCAUCGUCGGCAACUUCGUGGGCGCGCUGCUGGGGGCCAUCAUGGGGUUGAGGGAGGGCCCCAUCUUCUUCUUUGCCGUCGGGCUCGCGCACUACAUCGUGCUGUUCGUGACGCUGUACCAGAGGCUGCCCACCAGCGAGACGCUGCCGCGGGACCUCCACCCGGUCUUCUUCCUCUUCGUGGCCGCGCCCAGCGUCGCCUGCCUCGCCUGGGCGCGGAUCACCGGCGAGUUCGGCUACAGCUCCCGCAUCGCCUACUUCAUCGCCAUGUUCCUCUACACCUCGCUGGCUGUGCGGAUCAACAUGUUCAGGGGGUUCAGGUUCUCGCUGGCGUGGUGGGCGUACACGUUCCCGAUGACGAGCGCGGCGAUCGCGUCGAUACGCUACUCGUCGGAGGUGAAGAACGCGUUCACGCAGGCCAUGUGCAUCGUGCUGUCCGUGGUGGCCACGCUCACGGUGACCGCGCUCUUGCUGACCACGCUGCUGCACGCGGCCGUGCACCACGACCUCUUCCCCAACGACAUCUCCAUCGCCAUCUCGGAGCGCAGGCCCAAGCAGAGCACCAUCGCCGAGCUGAACGAGGUGCACGGCAACAAGGACGCCGACACCACAUUCAGAGACCUCGAAGCCGCCUAUAGACCCUGAUCGACGCCGAGACUGAACUAGCGACGCCUUCUUCAUCGCAUGUGGCGAGGCGAAACAAACUGGUGGCAGACUGGUCGAUCGUGGACAGUGAGCAGGAGCAUGUACGUAGCCGGGACGUGUGUUCGAGAAUUUUCUUUGGGUCGAGUUGACUGCCGUGCGGUGCGGGGCAGUGUGCGCCGCGGUCGGAAUCAACACGGUGAUCGAUGGUAGUACAAAAAUGCUAGACAUACAAAGACUUACACGCUUUUACACGCUCCUUCCAUCUAACAACCAAUCAUAAACCUCUCCCCCCCUGAUUUUCAGGGGGAUGACCGCCCCACUUACCUAUUGACCAAUCAAGAUUAACCAUCCUGUAAAAGCCUGUAAAUCGUUUGUACAUGUAGCAUUGCCGAUGGUAGUAUAUGCUGUAGUAAUUUCCGCGUGGUGGUGUGUAGGUAGGACUUAGUAGGAGAGAUGCUGUUACUUAUGGCUUAACCGUGAUACAGUAUGUGAUACGGCUGUACAAUAAAUCCGUCUCUGUAUCUGUAUGUGGUACAUUACU